AACUCCCGGCGUGCCCCGCGCCCAACCUACCGCGCAGGGGCGGCUGGGAGGUGUCGGGCGCCAUGGCAACCGGCCUCAGGCCUCACUGCGGCCUGUAAACACCUCGGGGGUAAACAUCACCACAGGUUUUCAAAAUACCCCCGCAAUUGUGCAGCAAGCAAGAAUGGAAAGAUUUUGCAAAAGAAACAAACGUGAUCCCAUUGACGAUGGCAACAUAAAUGUCCCCACCAAUCUGAAUGAAUCGGACAACUCUCCCAAUUUUGCUCUGCUUUUACCUCAAGAGCUAAUUCUGAAAAUUUUCAGUGAAUUGGACAUUCAAAGCCUGACUAAUGCAGCAAUGACAUGCGGAAAAUGGAAUGACUUGAUCGAAGACGAUGACUUCCUGUGGCGCGAUCACUGCUUGACAACAUUAGCUGUCUGCGAAAGAGAACUGCAACGUGAUCAAGCAAAUGGAUUUUCGUGGAAGACUAUCCUGGUGAAAAACUACAAGAAAAGCAACUUAAAACAAGCAUGGUUGAAUGGGCAUUACAGUAACAUUCGAUCUGCAGAUGAGCUCCUGGAUAAAAGUAUGUGUGAAAUGAAUGCAGAUGCAUGGGGAGAGAUACUAGAAGCUGAGUUGCAAAGAUAAAUGCCAA
Leucoraja erinaceus (little skate) is the source of this 635-nucleotide messenger RNA. RefSeq names its product F-box only protein 48. Lineage: Eukaryota; Metazoa; Chordata; Chondrichthyes; Rajiformes; Rajidae. The record is from RefSeq and is a predicted model, not a curated record. The coding region runs from base 164 to 628 and encodes 154 amino acids. The transcript has 3 exons. Gene Ontology annotation, molecular function: protein binding.